AUGGCCGAGACCGAGGCGCGCCAGUGGACAAUCGUCCUGAUCCUGACCGCACUCAUCCUUUCCUUCGUCGUCCUAUCCCAGAUCCUGACAACAUAUAUUACUGCCUACCGUGUCGCUCCCAACGAAAUCAUCUCAUUCAUCGACGCCGUUGACUUCUCGGUCGAGGAGAACGAGAGCUACGACCGCGAUGUCGCCAAGGUCCAGCGCCUUGAAGACAAGCUCCGCCUCGGUCGCCUGCUCCGCGAGAUCCAGAAGGGUGGUGACGACCUGCGCGAGGACAUUAGCUCUCUGCUCCUCUCCGACGACACCACCGCCCUGCGCAUGAGCGCUCGUCUUCUCUGGGCCAGCAAGCGCCGCGAUCUCGAAGAGCGCGUCCGCCGACUGGAUCUCGUGAGGAUGCGCUUUCUCGUGGUAUACAUGGGAAUGGUUGCAGAGCGGGCGACUGCCACAGCGGAGCGACAGGUGCCCGUGACAACGCCGCAGAGAGAUCCGGAGAAGACACCCGUGUCUCCAUCCUUCACACCACCUAUGACCGCGUUGAACGCCAGUUUGACGCGCGCACUGACGGAAGAGAUUCGCGAGAGGCCGCCGCUGAGGAGGCUAACUACCCAGGCCAUCGGUCAUCGCGAAAACACGGGAACAGGGCACAAGCUUGGAUGGGCGGGUGUGGUGCAGGAGUUGCAAAAAAGUCCUCGGAUGCACAAGAGACGCUCUUCUAUCGAAAGGUCCAUCGAGCAGGAGCUGGCGAAUGCCAAGCUGACAAUCUGA
Molecule: messenger RNA, 768 nt
Organism: Colletotrichum spaethianum
Lineage: Eukaryota; Fungi; Ascomycota; Sordariomycetes; Glomerellales; Glomerellaceae
Exons: 1
Coding region: 1-768 (255 amino acids)
Source: RefSeq, a predicted model, not a curated record